Notothenia coriiceps (black rockcod) is the source of this 391-nucleotide messenger RNA. Its product is annotated as hexosaminidase D-like. The record is from RefSeq and is a predicted model, not a curated record. The annotation marks the transcript as partial. Lineage: Eukaryota; Metazoa; Chordata; Actinopteri; Perciformes; Nototheniidae. The transcript has 2 exons. Gene Ontology annotation, molecular function: hexosaminidase activity.
AUCUUAACGUGUACUCUGUGUGUUGUGCAGUGUCUCUGCUGGAGAAGUACUGCAGUGCAGGUUUGUCUGAUGUUUGGGCAGCGAGCUCCUUUAAAGGCUCCACCUGCGUUCACACCUGUGUGCCGAGCACCCAGAGACACCUGGAGAACCACGAGAGGUGGCUUCAGGUCGCUGCGUCUGUCUCUGCUGCCGUGCACCUGCAGGGCAUCGCUCUCACCGGCUGGCAACGGUACGACCACCUGUCCGUGCUGUGUGAGCUGAUGCCCGCGGCUCUCCCCUCUCUCGCAGCCUGUCUGCAGACGCUGAUCCUGGGUCAGUUCAGUGCCGAGGCUCAGAGACACGUGACAGAGGGACUGGGAAUCCCCUCAGUGGAGGUGGAGGACAUCGGGAG